AUGUCGAUAAUACGGGAGGGCGCUCAAGACAACCCCGUUGACACGGCCGGGGAUGCUAGAGGCGAUUCCAGCGACACUUCUUCGGACAAUAUCCUCCUGGAAAAACUCGGUUACAAACCUGUUCUUCAACGGAGCUUCAAUCAAUUUCACAAUUUCGCCACCACGUUCGCUGCCCUCUACUUCAUCGGAGGCGUGCGCGUAACGUUCUCAACCGGUAUCGCAGCAGGCGGUAAUCUAGCAUACUGGACGAGUUACAUCGUGACAUGUGUCUUCACCUUCAUAACCGCCGCAGUCAUCGCCGAGAUCUGUUCUUCCUUGCCUUUAGCUGGGUCCAUUUAUCUCUGGGCUGCUGAAGCUGGCGGUCCUCGCUAUGGCAGGUUGUUUGGGUUUGUUGUUGCUUGGUGGUCUACGACUGCUUGGACGACAUUUUGCGCCAGUAACACCCAAGCAGCUGUGAACUACAUGCUCUCGGAAAUUGUCGUGUUUAACACAGACUUUCCAUCCGACUCCUCGAGCGUCAAGUUUCGAGCGGUCCAAUGGAUCCUCACCGAGAUAAUGCUCGCAUUAGCCUGCAUCUGGAACCUACUCCCCCCUCGAUACUUCAAGUGGAUCUUCGGGUUGUCGAGUGGCAUUGUUAUUCUCGACUUCGUCCUCAACUUGAUUUGGCUCCCCAUCGCUACAAGCAACACUCUUGGCUUCCGAUCAACACACGAUGCUUUCAUGACAACGUAUAACGGCACUGGAGCCCCUCCUGGUUGGAACUGGUGUCUUUCGUACCUUGCUACCGCUGGCGUCUUGAUUGGUUUUGAUGCUUCGGGCCAUGUAGCUGAAGAGACAAAGAACGCUUCAGUCGCGGCGGCAAGAGGUAUUUUCUGGAGCACUGUUAUCAGUGGCAUCGGAGGGUUUAUCGUAGUCAUUCUCUUUUUGUUCUGCGUGCCAGAUGCGAAAACACUCUUCUCUUAUGGCGGUCCUCAGCCAUUCGUCUCAGUAUAUGCUGCAAUCCUCGGUGAGGGUGGACAUAUCGUCAUGAACAUUGUUUGCAUACUCGCUCUUUGGUUUAACACGGCAAUUGCGGUUACUGCAGCUUCUCGACUGGUAUUUGCGGUGGCAAGAGAUGGAGUUCUGCCUUGGUCCAGCUGGGUCGCCAAGGUAGAAGGGGGCCAACCUCGUAACGCUGUCUACGUCGUCUGGGGUGUCGCCUCAAUCAUCACCUGCACCAUCCUCCCCUCGGCGGUAGCAUUCACCUCCCUGGUUUCCGCCGCUGGUGUGCCAUCAGCAGCUGCAUACGGUCUCAUCGCCCUUGCACGACUCUUUCUAACACCCAAGAACUUUCCCAAACCAGCAUGGAGUCUAGGGCGCCUCAGCAAGCCUUUCCAAAUUAUUGCAGUAUUUUGGAAUGGCUGGGUUGUUGCUGUCUUGUACUCGCCGUAUGUCUUCCCAGUCACGGCUGAGUCGCUGAACUAUGCACCCAUCAUCAUGGCUGGCACUACGAUCCUGGCCUUGUUAACUUGGUGGUUCACUCCAGCGGAGAAGUGGUUACCGAGCCAAAGAAUACAGCAGACUUUAGAUGCUGAUACGAGGUAA
Fusarium verticillioides 7600 is the source of this 1584-nucleotide messenger RNA. RefSeq lists its product as hypothetical. The coding region runs from base 1 to 1584 and encodes 527 amino acids. Gene Ontology annotation, molecular function: transmembrane transporter activity. Gene Ontology annotation, cellular component: membrane. The record is from RefSeq and is a predicted model, not a curated record. NCBI's taxonomy places the organism in Eukaryota, Fungi, Ascomycota, Sordariomycetes, Hypocreales, Nectriaceae. The transcript is spliced from 10 exons. Gene Ontology annotation, biological process: transmembrane transport.